AUGGUGGGAAUGGAAACAGCUGAUAGUGUCCUCAAUGCGCUUGCCAAAUGCAAAAAAGGAGCAGGUGUCUUAAUCUGGACUAAAUUUGAGAGUGAGGGAAAAGAAGUGAAGUGUCCACCAGGACCAAACACUUUUCCAAUCAUUGGGAAGCUCCUUGAACUGGGUGACAAACCCCACAUGCCUCUCACCAAGCUUUCCAAGAUUCAUGGUCCCAUGAUGUCUUUAAAACUGGGCCGCAUAACCACCGUGGUGAUUUCUUUAGCAUCCUUUGCCAAAGAAGUUCUCCAUACAAUGAUGGAAGCAGCUGCAAAACCCAACUUGGCGGAUUACUUCCCUAUACUACGGAAGAUUGACCCUCAAGGACUAAGGAGUUGUAUGAUGACUUAUUUUGGGGAGAUAAUGCUACUCUUUAACCAUAUGAUUGCUGACCAGUUGCAACUGAGGAAAAAGCCUAGAUAUGUUACUUCCAAUGAUAUGUUAGAUGCUCUUCUCGAUAUCAGUGAAGACAACAGCGAGGAAAUUGAUACAUCUCGUAUUUUGCAUCUGUCACUGGACUUGUUUGUAGCGGGUACUGAUACGACUGCAACCACUUGGAAAUUUCAGUGGCUGAGCUACUUCAAAACCCUAUUGAAAGCUCGAGAGGAGCCAGAGAACAUCAUUGGCAAAGGCAACGCUAUCCAAGAAUCAGACAUAUCUCAGCUACCAUAUUUACAAGCUAUUGUUAAAGAGACAUUUCGGUUACACCCCACAGCACCCUUUUUAAUCCCAUGCAAAGCACCUGACUUAGACACUAACAUAGCCAGUUUCACAGUCCCUAAAGGUGCACAAGUAUUAGUGAAUGCAUGGGCUAUUGGCCAAGACCCAAGCACUUGGGAUAACCCAAUCUCCUUUGUGCCAAAGAGGUUCUUUGGGACACAUAUCGAUCUUAGAGGACAGAAUUUUGAGCUAAUUCCACUUGGUGCUGGGUGA
Molecule: messenger RNA, 969 nt
Organism: Carya illinoinensis
Lineage: Eukaryota; Viridiplantae; Streptophyta; Magnoliopsida; Fagales; Juglandaceae
Product: drimenol monooxygenase-like
Exons: 4
Coding region: 1-969 (322 amino acids)
Molecular function (GO): heme binding; iron ion binding; monooxygenase activity
Source: RefSeq, a predicted model, not a curated record